GACCAAUCACGAGACCUCACUUUCCAGUGACUCUUAAAACACACAGCUAAGAACAGCGUUUCUCACUUCAAUGGCGAAGACCUUCAAGUACGUCAUCCUCGGAGGAGGAGUUUCCGCUGGUUAUGCAGCAAGGGAGUUUGCUAAACAGGGAGUUAAGCCAGGGGAGCUGGCAAUCAUAUCCAAAGAAGCGGUAGCACCGUAUGAACGUCCUGCUCUAAGCAAGGCUUACCUUUUCCCAGAGUCCCCUGCUAGACUUCCUGGGUUCAAUGUCUGUGUUGGAAGUGGGGGAGAAAGAUUGCUUCUUGAGUGGUACAAAGAGAAAGGGAUAGAAUUAAUUCUUAGUACAGAAAUAGUAAAAGCAGACCUUGCUUCAAAAUCCUUGACCAGCGCAGGAGGAGAGACAUUCAAUUACCAGAUUUUGAUUAUUGCAACAGGCUCAACAGUUAUAAGGCUGACAGAUUUUGGUGUUGAAGGAGCUAAUGCUAAAAACAUCUUUUAUUUGAGGGAGGUGGAUGAUGCUGACAAAUUGUACGAGGCUAUCAAAUCAAAGAAGAAUGGAAAAGCUGUGGUUGUUGGGGGAGGAUACAUUGGUCUGGAGCUUAGUGCAGUGUUAAGACUAAACAAUAUUGAUGUUACCAUGGUCUACCCAGAGCCUUGGUGUAUGCCAAGACUUUUUACAUCUGGUAUAGCUGCAUUCUAUGAGGGAUAUUAUGCAAAUAAGGGGGUCAAUAUCAUCAAAGGAACUGUUGCUGUUGGAUUUACUGCUAAUUCUGAUGGAGAGGUAAAAGAAGUAAAACUAAAGGAUGGCAGGGUCCUGAAUGCUGAUAUUGUUGUUGUUGGGGUUGGAGGAAGGCCUCAAACAUCCUUAUUCAAAGGGCAGGUUGAAGAGGAGAAAGGUGGAAUCAAGACUGAUUCCUUCUUCAAAACAAAUGUUUCUGAUGUAUAUGCUGUUGGUGAUGUUGCUACUUUCCCUUUGAAAUUGUACGGUGAGUUGAGAAGAGUUGAGCAUGUUGAUCAUUCUCGCAAAUCAGCUGAGCAGGCUGUAAAGGCCAUCAAGGCAGCCGAAGAUGGAAAAACAGUUGAGGAGUAUGAUUACCUUCCAUACUUCUAUUCCCGUUCAUUUGAUCUGUCUUGGCAAUUCUAUGGCGACAAUGUUGGUGACACAGUGCUAUUCGGAGACAACAAUCCGGAGUCAUCAAAGCCCAAGUUUGGGACAUACUGGAUUAAAGAUGGGAAAGUUGUCGGGGCCUUUCUGGAGAGUGGAACUCCUGAGGAGAACAAGGCUAUUGCCAAAGUUGCAAAGGUCCAGCCUCCGGUGGAGGAUGUGGAUCAACUUGCAAAGGAAGGUCUUUCCUUUGCUAGUAAAAUAUAAUUGUAUCCUUAGAAUUUGGGAAGGGUAAAAAUGCUUGGUGAUUGCACAGAAUUACUGGCUUCAUUUUACUCUGGGUUAUGCCAGAAGGAACCUUACUUUAUGCUUUUUUAUUUGAUGUGGUUGGAAGGGAUACGCUUUACUGUGUACACUCCAUUUCUCUUGCCAGUUUUUUGGUUGUUUACAAACUUGAUGUGCGCAUCUUUUUGCAUGGCAGGCCAAAAAAAAAAAACACUUAGAAAUAAGAUUUACAUGGUAUUUGGUUUGCAUUUUUGUU
Gastrolobium bilobum is the source of this 1646-nucleotide messenger RNA. Its product is annotated as monodehydroascorbate reductase. Gene Ontology annotation, molecular function: flavin adenine dinucleotide binding; oxidoreductase activity, acting on NAD(P)H. The transcript is spliced from 10 exons. Gene Ontology annotation, cellular component: cytoplasm. Bases 71 to 1372 code for a protein of 433 amino acids. The record is from RefSeq and is a predicted model, not a curated record. Lineage: Eukaryota; Viridiplantae; Streptophyta; Magnoliopsida; Fabales; Fabaceae.